AUGCAAAUCGACCGGGAGAUCCUCGCCUCCUCUUCCCAUCUAACUAAUAAACACGGUCCCUGGUGGCACGAUCGCGGCUUGCUGAAGUUGAAUCUGCUGAUUCUGAUACCGUUGAUGAGCGAGUAUGUGCAGGGGUAUGAUGCUAGUCUUAUUAAUAAUGUGCAGCAGUUGAAGAGUUGGCGGGAUGAAUUUCAUAAUCCCAAAGGUUCACUCCUAGGCGUUCUAUCGGCGAGUUAUUGGGUGGGUAAUGUGUUGGGAGUAUUCUUUAUCACGCCAUUGAGUGAUAGGUUUGGUAGGAGAAUGGCCAUGUUUUUCGGUAGUGUGGUUGCUAUACUUGGUACUGCUUUGUGUACGGGGGCUGUUGAUGCUGGCAUGUUUAUCGCCGGCAGGCUUCUGCUAGGAAUCGGAGGAGUGGUUGUGGGAGCCAUUGGACCUAUACUGGUGGCCGAAUUGGCAUAUCCGGAUCAUCGCGCAACUGCGACUGCGCUUUCGAAUACCCAAUACUCAAUGGGUUCAAUCAUCGCUGCGUGGAUAACUUUUGGAACAUUCCGAAUGAAUUCCACAUGGUCAUGGCGGAUUCCCUCGGUAUUCCAAGCCUUGCCCUCUGUCGCACAAGCACUUGGCAUUUUCUUUCUCCCCGAAUCUCCACGUUGGCUUGUGAGUAAGGGACGCGAAGAUGCUGCUUUGGAUGUCCUGUCCAAGUAUCAUGCCAAUGGAGAUCGAGAAGAUGAAGUUGUGCAAUUUGAAUAUAGAGAGAUAGUUGGGACCAUUGAGAUGGAAAUCUCGGCGAACCAAACGAGAUGGAGUGAACUGUGGAGGGGGAGAGGAAAUCAGUGGAGAAUGUUCAUUAUGAUUUUCUUUGGAAUUUGUAAGCAAUGGUCAGGAAACGGGGUCGUCUCCUAUUACUUACACACAAUGCUCGACGACGUUGGAAUUACAACCACCUUCCAACAAACUCUCAUCACUGCAACCUCCCAAAUGUUCUCCUUUGCCUGUUCCGUCGGUUUUGCUUUCCUCCCCGCUCGAGUAGGUCGACGCCCUCUUCUGCUUUGGUCCAUGGGCCUCAUGUGGCUCGUCUUCACCAUCAUCACCAUUCUCACUGGCGUGUUCACUCAUACCAAAUCCAAAUCCGCCUCCUACGCCUCUGUCGCGUUCAUCUAUUUGUAUAGCGGUGUCCAUAAUUUGGGAUGGACAGGUGCCAUGAUGCUGUACGUCGUUGAAAUUUUGCCAUAUACGUUGCGUGCCAAAGGUAUCUCAUUAUUUUGGUUGGUCACGGGCUUGGCCGGUGCUUUCAAUACCUAUGUGAACCCAUUGGGACUUGCAAGGUUUGGCUGGAAGUUCUAUUUCUUCUAUGUGGCAUGGAUUGCUGUUGAGUUUGUCGUGGUGUAUUUUGUUUGUCCUGAGACGAAGGGAACGAGUUUGGAGAAUGUCGCGUUGGUCAUCGAGGGGAAUGAUGCUAAAGUUAGUAAGAUGAAUCCUGUGAAGGAGGCGGUGAUUGAGAAAGAUGGAGGAACCAUGGAAUAUGUUGAGCGGACCAAAUGA
Sclerotinia borealis F-4128 is the source of this 1542-nucleotide messenger RNA. The record is from the annotation of a GenBank genome assembly. NCBI's taxonomy places the organism in Eukaryota, Fungi, Ascomycota, Leotiomycetes, Helotiales, Sclerotiniaceae.